AACGAUGGGUACCUGCUCGGUGACUAUGAUGUACAACUUACCCGCGUCGUGGAAAGUUUGCAUGCGGUGUUUUGCAUGGGAUAACAAAAGGAUUUAAAAGUCAUUCUUCUCCUUUUCCUCUCAAUUUAGACACUACGGAGAUCGCAUUAUGGAGUUUUUAUGUCUUAGGGUAGCUGGUUAGGUUUAUUAUUGUUAUUUUUUAUUUAAAUCGGUUCACCUUUCGCUUCUGUUGUAAGCUGAAAGUAAGCUUUACAGUUCGUGUUUUGUGUCCUGAACGUAAUGAGUUUCAUCAAACGAGUAUGGAAGCACAAAGAUGCCCUGAUUGUUCUUCUCACUCCUCUCCUUUUGCUGCCUUUGCCAGUGGUAGUUCAAACAAAGGAAGCUGCAUGUGCCUACACUUUGUUGAUAACUGCUACUUACUGGAUUUCCGAAGCCGUUCCGCUUGGUGCAGCUGCUAUUGUUCCAGCCUUUCUAUUUCCCAUAUUUGGAAUUAUGAAAUCCAGUCAGGUGGCGGCUGAGUACUUCAAAGAUAUUCACUUGCUUUUGUUUGGAGUAGUCUGCCUUGCAGCAGCAAUUGAGAAGUGGAAUCUGCAUAAAAGGAUUGCUCUCCGAAUGGUGCUUGCUGUUGGUCCAAAUCCUGGCAGUUUAAUGCUUGGUUUCAUGGGAUGCACAGCCUUUCUGUCCAUGUGGCUCAGCAAUACCUCUACCGCUGCCAUGGUAAUGCCCAUUGCUGAGGCAGUUCUCUGCCAGCUGAGAAAUUCAAGGCCUGAAAUUAAGACCACAAUGAAAUGUACUUCAAAAGAGGAUGGGGUUGAAUUUGAAAAUGAUAACAGUAAUGAUCAGAAGAAAAGGCUGGAAACUUCUUGUGAGAGCAAUGGCAUAAUGGAAUUUUGCACAGUUAGCACUGGUGAUUUUGAUGAGGAAAAGCAACCUUUUCGAGGAUUCACCUCUACUAAUAAGACAACUGGGCAGCCAUACAAGACCAAGAAGGACCACAUGAUGUGCAAAGCUCUUUCUCUCAGUAUUGCGUAUUCCUCAACUAUUGGUGGGAUGACAACAAUCACUGGGACUUCAACUAAUUUAAUUUUUGCUGAACAAUUUGAUACACGUUACCCUGAUUGCAAAUGCAUCAAUUUUGGAUCCUGGUUUAUCUUCUCCUUCCCUGCUGCAGUAAUAAUUCUUAUUCUCUCCUGGAUCUGGAUGUACUGGCUUUUUCUUGAUCUAAAUUUAAAGGAAUUAUUUCCCUUUAAAAGGAAGAAAGUCAGCAAGAAAGAAGAUGUCUCUAGAAAAUCAAUUAAAGAAGAAUAUGACAGAUUAGGAGGCAUUAGUUACCAAGAGAUUAUUACCUUAGUUAUCUUUAUUUUGAUGGCACUGUCUUGGUUUACGAGGGACCCGGGGUUCAUACCAGGUUGGGAGUCCUUGUUUGGUCCGAAGGGGUUCAAAACUGAUGCCACAUCGGGAGUGCUUUUAGGAUUUCUAUUAUUUAUUAUUCCUUCAAAGAAGCCAAAACUUUUUUCUUGGCCUUUCAAAGGUGGAGAAUCAAAAACUGAUGAUGACUCACCAUCACAACCGAUGAUCUCUUGGAGAGAGUUUGAAAGUGCCAUGCCUUGGCAAAUUGUGAUCUUGGUUGGCGGAGGCUUUGCCCUGGCUAAGGGCUGCCAGGAUUCCGGUCUGUCAAACUUGAUAGGAAGCAAACUAGAGCCUUUAAGCAACCUUCCCGUGUGGGUGACCAUACUCUUGACCUGCCUCAUUGUAACAAUAGUAACAGAAGUGGCAAGCAACCCUGCCACUAUUACAAUCUUUCAGCCUAUUUUAUGUACUCUGGCUGAAGGAAUAAAUGUGAAUCCUCUCUUUAUCGUUAUUCCUGCAACAAUUAGCACUUCAUGUGCCUUUCUUUUGCCUGUUGCCAAUCCGCCAAAUGCUAUUGUAUUUUCAUAUGGACAUCUAAAAGUGUUGGACAUGGUGAAAGCUGGCCUUGGAGUGAACAUUAUCAGUAUUAUCUGUGUCUUGCUAGCAGUGUUUCUCUGGGGAGUCCCCCUGUUUAAUCUGAACACUUUUCCUAAAUGGGCACCUUUGAAGAAUGUAACAUUGUCUCCUUGAAAUUCCUGCCUCUCUUCCUUGGACAUAAUAAAAUGCUCAUUGGUUGAAGCCUUUUCUCAAACCACAACAUCUGGCAUCACUUUUUUUGAGAAGGAGUGUGUGUGUGAUGUGCAUGGGGUUUAAUUUUAUAGCCACUCAGUAGGCCAUAUAAAGACAGGUGGAGAGAGUCAUAGGAGAGCACUUUUCAAAUAGACAUUGCUUACAAUAAAAUAGUUUAUAGUAAAUUUAUAAAUAAGGAUAUGUUAUGUAUGUUAUGUAAAUUAUGUAUCAUUAAAAUCUGCAAAUUUUGUUCAUAUUGUGGUUAACAUGGAAAGUAAAAUCAUUACCAGUCUGCUGUGAUUUUUGUUGCACAAUGACUUUUGGUACCACUGUAUGUUCUCUAUGAAGAUUUAGUGUAAAGUGUCUUGUUAUCAGGGAUUUGGGGCAUACUGGUCUAUUUAAAAACAAAACAUGGUAGAUUGUUUAACCUUUUACGAAGACAUAAGAUUAAAACUGAAAAUGUAAAACACUGUAUUAUUUGUAGGUAAGCUGAUAGUCAAAUGAAAUUUGCUACUGUCUCGUAUGAAUUAUUGCCAAUGUUUUUUUAUUAAACUUGAUUAGCUUAAUUUGUAAAACUUUCUAACUCGGAUAUUUUUCAGAUAUUUAUCACUAAAGUUUUCUUUCAGCACUAAUUAAACACAUCAAACAGUUAAACAUCUGAACAGCCAAUCCUUUGUUUGCUUGAUUGAGCUAAACUUGCAACAGAAAGUAAUUUGCAGUGAUUUGUGCUGCACUCACAUGGAACAACUGUGGCACACUUUGAACUAAAUCAGCUUUUGUGAAAGGCUGAAUGAUGCCUGGUAGAAAAGACCUCAUGAGCUUUUUAUAUGCAGGAAUUCAGUAAUACUGUAUUGAAUAUCCAUUUAAUAUCCAUUUAAUAUCCAUAGCGUUUCUGCAAAUGCAGAUGGAAUAACUUGAAAAUCAGAAUUAUACACUGUAUGCAGUAGUUUAACUACAUCCCUGUUAUUGUUCUAGGCAAGAGCUAAAAUAUUGUUUUAUAUAAAAAAUAGUAGUAAAAUGUCAAGAAAGGGCUAUGUACAGGUAGAAACUACUAAAAUGUUUUUUUUUUUUUUUCUGAGACUAAUGGCCACCUAAUAUUGGUAGUGCUCAGGUGAUCUAGUACAGCUAAAGUAUCAAUGACUUGCUUUUUAACACAAAUUGUACUCAUACAUUUAAUGAUUGGCCUUAAAUAUAAAAUUAAGUUCACCAACUUCAGUCAAAUUGAAAACUGGUGGUGUACUGGAGACAUGGAAAACCUACACCGCUCUAGUUAUAGAAUUUUUCCAGUUUAGCCCUCUGCUGAUUUCACAUAAUGACUUUAAAGAGCAAGUUGAGAAACAUCUUGCAUUUUAAAAGUCAAUAUUCAAUUUGUGUGUUAAACAAAAAUAAAAUCAACUUUUGUGAGAUUGGCAGUAAAAUGCAUCAAAAAUACUCUGUAGAGUCCAUGAGACAUGGGUACAAGGUUUCAGGGUAUCAAGCUGUAUAGUCUGAUUUAAUAACAGGAAUUGUCUACUCUGCUGAGCAUCAAUAAUAAUAACAAAAGAAAAGCAGUGUUGUGGCCCUGACAGGACUGGAUAACACUAUCUCCAGUUGUUGUGUGUCCAAAAGUGACAACAUCCCUGUGUCGUUUGUUAAAAAAAGUCAGAACAUGGAGGGGGCAAGUUUAGAUGCCGAGGUGGAGGCAGGGAAUAGGCGUCAUCUCCCAGGGUUUGGUCGGCGCUGCAGUGGAAACUGGAGAUAUCGUUAACACAGUACCCCCUCUCGCACUGGAGCGAAAUUGGCAGGCUUACCUGGGCCUUCCAGGUGGUGUCCAUGCGCACAUGCGUGACCAUACUUACUUGUUACAUCAGGUUUAUUGUUUAGCCUGGAAGCAGCAGGCUGCACAGUAAUAGGCUUUAUUAUUAUGUGAUUAGUGUGUGAACUCCAUGUGAUUAUUUAAAUAUAAUCUUUUCUUUUUACACAUAUCCUAAAUAUUUUUACAUUUUGUAUUGUGUGUAAUAAGAAAAAAAACAACUAAUUUUUGUGCCACUGUUAAGUACUUUUUCAGUAUUUCAGAGACUUGAUGAUCACAUUGUUUUAAUCCUUAAUAUCAAGGGAAUUUUAUAUUGCAUCCUGCUGGUCAGGUUUUUAUGAUGAUGCAAGUAUGUGCAAGAUGGCAAACUUUAACUUUGUGUCAUUAUUGGGCUGUUUGAAGCAAUUUACGGCUCAGUUUCAUGGGUUGGGUUUGAUUUAUAAUGUACAAGUUUAUAUUUUAUUUGUUUUAAAACCAUUUUAUUGAAAUUCAUAAGUAAAUAAAUGGUCUUUUAUUGACUAAUA
Molecule: messenger RNA, 4455 nt
Organism: Erpetoichthys calabaricus (reedfish)
Lineage: Eukaryota; Metazoa; Chordata; Cladistia; Polypteriformes; Polypteridae
Product: solute carrier family 13 member 1-like
Exons: 16
Coding region: 280-2100 (606 amino acids)
Biological process (GO): monoatomic anion transmembrane transport
Cellular component (GO): membrane
Molecular function (GO): sodium:sulfate symporter activity
Source: RefSeq, a predicted model, not a curated record